AUGGACCAAUCCGGCAACUGCGACGGCCUGCCAAGCACCGCAACAGGGCCACGCCUGGUGGGCAGCGGCCAUGACAAGGAACGCCGUCGUUCUUCGACUUUUGUUGUCGCCUCCGCAGAGCGCUCCCAAAUCUCCGGCCUCCAUGAUGGCAAUAUUUCCAAUUCCACGGAAGAAGCGUCGCUCGUGCACACGGCAACGCACCCAGGAGGCCGGGAUCGACAGAACCUGCAGGAGGGCGCCCGGUGGGGCGACAUCAACUCAAAAUCAAAGCCCAGCCAAUGGUGUCGCCGCUCUCUCGACUGGGCUUUCGUCGCGCCAAGGCCAGCAGAAACAUUUAUCAUGCUCCCGCCUCCCAAGUCGCCGCCAAACAGUGACGACACCUCGAACCCCCAGCUGCCCAGGGAUCUCCUGUACGUUAGCUAUGCGACCCCACCGAGGGUGCAAGUGAUCGCUUCCACGGCUAGACUUGACUGGUAUCAGCUUGCUGCACUUGUAGCAUUGUCGAUGAGGCAACCCCAAGACUUUGGCAACACCGCCGAGACCACCACACAUGGCAGCAGCCUAACUCCGCCCGUGAUAUGA
Messenger RNA from Neoarthrinium moseri, 582 nucleotides. RefSeq lists its product as uncharacterized. The record is from RefSeq and is a predicted model, not a curated record. The coding region runs from base 1 to 582 and encodes 193 amino acids. The transcript is spliced from 2 exons. NCBI's taxonomy places the organism in Eukaryota, Fungi, Ascomycota, Sordariomycetes, Amphisphaeriales, Apiosporaceae.